Messenger RNA from Aricia agestis (brown argus), 1247 nucleotides. It is a transcript of the gene spn-F, whose product is annotated as protein spindle-F. Bases 37 to 1116 code for a protein of 359 amino acids. The record is from RefSeq and is a predicted model, not a curated record. The transcript is spliced from 2 exons. NCBI's taxonomy places the organism in Eukaryota, Metazoa, Arthropoda, Insecta, Lepidoptera, Lycaenidae.
GUAAUAUUCCUAGGUGGUUCAAUAUUCUGUUAGCAAAUGGAGUCCUCGUCUAUUGUAAGUUUUAACAACGAUUCUACUUACGAUACGACUGUUAAACCUGAAUUCAACAAUGUUAGCGUACACGAACUGGCUCUGCAUGCAAUGCGAGAUCGUUGUUUAUUAUUGCAACGAAGGAUAAAUACGCUAGAGUCAGAUAACAUGCGACUAAAACUGGAUAUGACAAAGUCUACUGAGAAAUCUCCAUACAUUCCUCUAUCGGAAGAUGAAAAGUUCAAUUUACUCCAAAAAAUUGCUGAUCUAAGUAGACAAAAAUCCCAACUAUUGCACCAUGUCUUCAUGGUGUCCUGCGAAAACAAAAACUUGUGGAGCAAAUUGUCAAGUAUAAAGGGAGGCGAUAAGAACGGUAAGGAAUUAAAGCCUCUGGUCCGAACAAACACUUACAUACACAGCACUCCCAAGUCCAACUCUAAGUUUCAAGAGAAAUACUCAGAUUCAAGUUUAGAAGAAAUAUCAUUAAAAUUAAUCAACAGCUACAUAUUAGAGAAGUCGCAGCUCAUAGAACAGUAUGAACAAAUGGCACAGUUACAGGAGGCCGAUGGAGAUUUGUUGAAUGUUGACUCCAUUGGCUUUGCUUAUAUGGAAGAUCCCGCAACUGACUCCUUGAAAGAAAUGCGUAUUCAAACUGAAAAAUUAUUAGGGCUCAAAAAAGAAUUGGACGAACAGGAAAAAAACUUGAAAAUUGUACUAUCCAGACUGGAAAAUGAUUCUUACAAAUGUCCAUCAUGUGAAAAAAACAAGCUACAGGUAUCAUACGAAGAUAAAGAAACUGAAACCAGCGAUAGUCUUAUGUGGGAUCAAAGAGAAGCCACUCAAACAAAUCCUUAUAACACCCAAAAUUCUAUAGAAGAUGAAAAAGAAAUUUCCGAGAAUAACAAUCCCCAAAGUGGCAGUGUAUGUGAUAAAAUUUGUCCAAUGUGCGGGGAGCUGUUUCUCAAAGAUGCAGCUUUUGCUGACUUCCAAACGCAUGUUGAGAGCCAUUUUGUUGGUGACACCGACUUAGACUCCAUAGACAACUUUGAUAAACUGCCUAAUUCUUUAGAUAAUAAUUUAAGUUAAAAUUUUAGCAAUGUGACAUAAAUGAUUGCUUGCUUAGGUUGGAAAAAAGUUGUAAACAAAAGGGCCUCAUAACUAAAUUAUGAAACAAAAUAACAUUUUACGUUUUUGUAAACAUUUUAUAACAUUUUUAA